GAUUUAUUAGUUUGUAUCAUGUGGAUUGCAUUCUAAUUAUUAACAUGUUUGAAAAACAUUUAAUAAUGAUACUAAACUAUUACUUUGAAUGUUCAUAGACUAACAUAUUAAGACCUUAUUGGUUGUAAAAACACCACAAGCAGGAUGCCUUCAAUGUCUAACUAGUUUAACUUUCUAAACUCUGAAAGUGAUGUCAUAUAAUUUCUCUGAAACAAUUUAGAAAGGAAAAGUAAAUGUGAAAAUAACAGAAUAAUCCACUGUUUGCCAUAUAGAAUAGAAUAGACCUUUUUUGAUCCUACAAAGAGGAAAUGAUCUUGUUACAUAAGCUCUAUUAAAACAGCAGAUAGAAAAUAAUUUGUGAUGUGAUAUUAUUGUAUUGGAUUGGAUUUUAUAAUAUCACCCGGAUAGCCUACAUUUAGUUUGAAACAUAUUUUGGCAAAACGUUUUAUAAUAUAUUUUUUAGCUGUGACUUUGGUGCGUUUACAUGCAAGUAAGGAUAAUGCUGACUGGAAAUCUUGUUCACAUAUUUAUGACGCUGGGGGUUUCCCAGGUGGAAUUUGCUAGUUAAACCUGAUUACUCUGGCAUGUAAACACCAAUCGGAUUUCUUGACAGCUUUCUUUAGAACUGAAAUGACUGUGCACCUUCAAUAAAGAACCAGCAGCAUUAAAAAUAUGUUUUUGCUAUAUGAUGAUGUGAAAAUGCACGUAAACGCACCAAAUGUGACAGCAGGAGGCAGGCAAGUUGUAUGCGCAGCAUCAGCAGACAGGCAGGCACGCGCACAAACACCGGAGCUGCCCGCGUGCGAGCUCACGCACGGGGUCGCGGCUGCCUUCGACAGUAUGAUGCAAUGGCGACUGCGCCGUGGGAAGAGAGCGAGGAGUUGAAUGAGUUUCCCUCCACAGUUGAAGCGGAGCAGCCGCUGACAGUCGGGACGCUGCCGGUCCAGAGGGACUGCGGACGGACUGGGAGUCAAAACUCUGCGCUUAUAUCCGCCACAUGGAAGCCCUCAGCCAGGUGUGUCUGCUAGCCCUCCAGCUAGCCCUGUCAUGACGGUUGGAGCAAUUUCUCACACAUCUGUGCGACACGAGAGAGAAGAUUUUUCUCGCUGAGACACAAAACCAAGGUCGGAGAGAGGUUGUCGGAAUAUAUAUAUAUUUUUAAAAGGAGCUUCUUCCAUAUUCGUCCUUCCCUGCUGGACCAUGGCCGAGAGGACCUCAAGCGGGUUGUUGACGAUGAUGUUGGAGCCCACGCCUGCCGUCGCGAUGACCCUGCCGGCGGAGGUCCGGGAGAAGCUGGCCGAGCUGGAGCUGGAACUGUCUGAAGGGGACAUCACACAGAAGGGAUACGAGAAGAAAAGAAGCAAGCUGCUGGCACCUUACAUCCCACAGAUACAAGGUGUAGAUCCAUCAAUUGACAACAGGAUCCAGGCCUCCUCUCAAGCUGUUCUUCCCAGUUCCAAGCAGAACAGGUCUCGGGCUGCGAACGCUCGGGAUGAAAGGUUCAGAUCUGACAUUCACACUGAGGCUGUUCAAGCAGCCUUGGCAAAGUACAAGGAAAGGAAGAUGCCCAUGCCUUCCAAGAGGCGCUCUGUACUAGUUCAGUCUUCAGUUGAGGCAUGCACCCCUCCAGACACCUCCUCGGCUUCCGAAGAUGAAGGCUCACUACGUUGGCAGGGACGCCUGGCCAGUUCCACACCCUACCAGGGUCACAGUCACCCAGCCGUAGAGCACUGGUUUAACCGAGUCAUCCAGGGUUCAUCCACCUCAUCCUCUGCCUCAUCCACCUCAUCCCACACGGGAGGGAGAUCUGCCACCAACAGCAGUGCCCACCAAGCCCUCAAUGCCAACGCUGCAGCAACUGCUCUGGCUGACCUGAUGGCGCACACCCAGCUAGAUAACCACUUGGCGCCUCCAGACGUGACGGGCCUGUCGGAGUGCUCCUCACAUCAUGUGGAGCGGCCCCAGGUGGCCUCGAUGCGAGGCGUUUCCCGCAGCCACAACCACCAGCCCAACGUCAUGGAGACUGCAGAUGGAGUACCGGUCAGCAGUCGUGUCUCCAGCAAAAUCCAGCAGCUGCUCAACACACUGAAAAGGCCAAAGCGACCACCACUGCGAGAGUUCUUCGUUGAUGACUUUGAGGAGCUUUUAGAUGUUCAGCAGCCAGAUCCCAACCAGCCUCGGCCAGAAGGCCAGCAGAUGAGUCCUUUGGAAGGAGAGCCUCUUAGGGGGAUCACCAACUGGCCUGUAUCGUUGCCAGUAGCCUUACGAAGAUGGGGCACCACCCAUCCAAAGAGCCCCUGUCUCACAGCACUGGACAAUGCUGGCAAGCCCAUCUACACUCUCACCUAUGGUAAACUAUGGACCCGCUGUCAGAAACUGGCCUACACUCUUCUCAACAAGCUGAGCAGCAGAAAUGAGCCUUUACUCAUGCCGGGAGACAGAGUUGCACUUGUUUUCCCCAACAAUGACCCGGUGAUGUUCAUGGUGGCUUUCUACGGCUGUCUCCUCGCAGAACUGGUCCCUGUGCCUAUUGAAGUACCACUGACCAGAAAGGAUGCCGGAAGUCAACAGAUUGGUUUUCUGCUGGGUAGCUGUGGAGUCACAUUAGCACUGACUACUGAUGCUUGUCAGAAAGGUCUGCCCAAAGCACAAACAGGGGAGGUUGCAACAUUCAAAGGAUGGCCACGAUUGUUGUGGUUUGUGGCGGAUGGAAAACAUGUCGCGAAGCCUCCAAAAGACUGGCAGCCUGCAAUUCGAGAAGCCAGCAAUGACAUUGCUUAUAUUGAAUAUAAAACCAGUAAAGAAGGAAGCACCAUGGGGAUCACAGUGUCUCAUUCGGCCAUGUUGGCGCACUGUCAAGCCCUCACAGAGGCCUGUGGCUACACAGAAGGGGAAACCAUGACCAACGUCCUGGACUUUAAGCGAGAAGCAGGAUUAUGGCAUGGUGUUCUUACAAGUGUCAUGAAUCGCAUGCAUGUCAUCAGCAUCCCUUACUUCCUGAUGAAAGUCAAUCCCCUGUCCUGGAUACAGAAGGUUCACACAUACAAAGCCCGGGUGGCGGUGGUGAAGUCCAGGGACAUGCACUGGUCUCUUCUGGCUCAGAGAGACCAGAGAGACAUCAGCCUGAGCUCAUUGCGCAUGUUGAUCGUAGCUGAUGGCGCUAACCCAUGGUCGAUAUCCUCCUGCGAUGCCUUCCUCAAUGUGUUUCAGGCCCGCGGGCUGAGACCUGAGGUGAUCUGUCCAUGUGCCAGCUCCUCGGAGGCCAUGACUGUGGCCAUUCGCAGACCUCCAGAAACGGGGGUUCCUCCUCCAGGCAAGGCGGUUCUGUCUAUGGGUGGGCUGAGCCACGGUGUGAUCCGAGUGGACUCAGAGGAGAAACUUUCUGUCCUCACGGUGCAGGAUGUGGGACAGGUCAUGCCCGGAGCUGUGAUUUGUGUGGUACGAGUGGAGGGAACUCCUUAUCUGUGUCAAACAGAUGAGGUUGGAGAGAUCUGUGUCAGUUCCAGGAACUCUGGUCUUGCUUAUUAUGGUCUGCCAGGCAUGACCAAGAACAUCUUUGAGGCUAUCCCAGUAAAAGCAUCUGGAGCUCCACUCAGUGACAGACCGUUCACUAGAACCUCUCUGCUGGGUUUUGUGGGACCAGACAACCUUCUGUUUGUGGUUGGAAAGAUGGAUGGAUUGAUGGUGGUCAGUGGCCGCAGACAUAACGCCGAUGAUGUGGUUGCUACGGCGCUGGCUGUGGAGCCCAUGAAGUUUGUAUACAGAGGAAGGAUAGCAGUGUUUUCCGUGUCUGUGCUACACGAUGAAAGGAUUGUUGUGGUGGCAGAGCAGAGGCCAGACGCUUCAGAGGAGGACAGCUUCCAGUGGAUGAGUCGUGUCCUUCAGGCUAUUGACAGCAUCCACCAGGUUGGGGUGUACUGCCUGGCUUUGGUUCCUGCCAACAUGCUUCCUAAAGCUCCCUUAGGAGGCAUCCACAUAUCUGAGACCAAGCAGCGCUUCCUGGAAGGUGCUCUGCACCCCUGCAACGUCCUCAUGUGCCCUCAUACAUGCGUCACCAAUCUGCCCAAGCCAAGACAAAAGCAGCCAGAGGUUGGGCCUGCUUCUAUGAUUGUGGGCAACCUAGUGGCAGGCAAGAGGAUAGCACAAGCCUGUGGCAGAGACUUGGGACAAGUCGAGGACAAUGACCAGUUUCUUUAUAUUCAGGAUGUUCUCCAGUGGAGAGCUCAGGCCACUCCAGACCAUCCACUGUUCCUCGUUUUAAAUUCAAAGGGUGCAGUCGCCAGCACCGCUUCCUGUCUGCAGCUGCACAAGAGGGCAGAGCGAGUGGCAGCUGCGCUGAUGGGACGCCUCAACACUGGAGACCAUGUCGCACUUGUCUACCCACCAGGAAUCGACCUGAUUUCCACUUUCUAUGGCUGCCUGUAUGCUGGCUGUGUGCCGGUGACUGUCAGACCGCCCCACCCACAGAACCUGGCGACCACUCUACCAACUGUCAAAAUGAUUGUUGAGGUCAGUAAGUCUGUGUGUAUUCUAACAACUCAAGCAAUAAUGAAGCUGCUGAAAUCAAAAGAUGCUGCAGCUGCUGUAGACAUCAAGAGCUGGCCCACAGUGUUGGACACAGAUGAUCUCCCCAGAAAGAAGAAUAACCAAAUGUACAAACCUCCAACUCCAGAGAUGUUGGCUUACCUGGACUUCAGUGUGUCCACAACAGGCAUCCUAGCAGGGGUCAAAAUGUCUCACUCUGCCACCAGUGCCUUGUGUCGCUCCAUUAAACUUCAGUGUGAACUCUACCCCUCGCGGCAGAUCGCCAUUUGUCUGGAUCCUUACUGUGGCCUGGGCUUUGCCCUCUGGUGCCUAUGCAGUGUGUACUCGGGACACCAGUCAAUUCUGGUUCCUCCUUUAGAGCUGGAGAGCAAUGUUUCCCUCUGGCUCACGGCAGUCAGUCAGUACAAAGUGCGGAUCACCUUCUGCUCCUAUUCCGUUAUGGAGAUGUGCACCAAGGGUCUGGGGACACAGACCGAGGCCCUGCGGUUGCGGAAUGUGAACCUGUCGUGUGUACGUACGUGCAUGGUGGUUGCAGAGGAAAGGCCGCGCAUAGCCCUCACUCAGUCCUUCUCAAAGAUCUUCAAAGACUUGGGCCUCUCACCCCGAGCUGUUAGCACCACCUUCGGCUGCAGAGUGAACGUAGCAAUUUGUUUGCAGCCCAACAGGUUAGGGAAACUGGCUGAGCAGGGCACUGCUGGUCCAGACCCUACUACUGUUUAUGUGGACAUGAGAGCGCUGCGACAUGAUAGAGUUCGUCUUGUUGAGAAAGGGUCACCACACAGCUUACCAUUAAUGGAAUCUGGAAAGAUCCUUCCUGGAGUGAAAGUGAUCAUUGCAAACACAGAAACCAAGGGACCUUUGGGAGACUCUCAUCUUGGAGAGAUUUGGGUUAGCGGUCCUCAUAAUGCCACAGGUUACUACACCGUUUACGGGGAGGAGGCGCUGCACACAGACCAUUUCAACACCAAACUCAGUUUUGGGGACACUCAGACGGUUUGGGCCAGGACCGGUUACCUGGGCUUUCUGCGGCGCACAGAGCUGACUGAUGCGAGUGGAGAGCGCCAUGACGCCCUGUAUGUGGUGGGCUCUCUUGAUGAAACAUUGGAGCUGAGGGGGAUGAGGUAUCACCCCAUCGACAUUGAAACGUCUGUUAUUCGGUCUCACAAGAGCAUCGCUGAAUGCGCCGUGUUUACUUGGACCAAUCUCCUGGUUGUGGUGGUGGAGCUGGAGGGAUCAGAGCAGGAGGCUCUAGACCUGGUUGCCUUGGUGACCAAUGUUGUCUUGGAGGAGCACUACCUCAUUGUGGGGGUGGUGGUGGUGGUGGACCCCGGAGUCAUACCCAUAAACUCCAGAGGCGAAAAGCAACGCAUGCACCUUAGAGAUGGAUUCCUGGCUGACCAGCUGGAUCCCAUAUAUGUAGCUUAUAACAUGUGAGGCCCAGUAGCAGGAAACACACAGGAGAAAAAUACAAAAAUGGGGGCUUCCUGCAGGUUCAGACUGUGGCAGACCCCAUGUUGAUCCUCGCCUCAGCAAACAAUGUUUUUAAGGGCAUUUUACAUUUUUUUUAUUGAGUUUCUGAUGUUUGGGGGGGAAAUAAUGAAUUUUUGACUCAGAACACCGGAAAGCAGCGAGAUGGUCUGUCAUGUGAUUCUACAGUGUGCCAUUAACAUAAUUUAUUUUGUUAUCCUCAAACUGAUGAAUGUUAGGUGAGCGCUUGUGCCAUAGGACUGACGGGGAGUCUCAGAGUUUGUCUUAGGUCCUCUGUUUUCAUGUAAAAAAAAAAUCAAAUUUAAGAUCAAGUUCUAACAUUAAAGCUUUUCCAGCUUAAUGUGAACUUGGCUUUUUUCUCCUGUUCAUCCAGAAACUGAGAAUUUAACAGCAGUAGAUUUAGAGGAGAUUCUUAGUUUGUCUCAAUUCUGGAGUUUUUGGCAAAGUUUUGAACACAAUCUUAAUCUUGUGAGGACUCAACCCUCUACUUCUGCAUCUAAACCACAGAUUAGUGUUUUAUCUGAAAAUGCAAUAAGUGUAAUGUGGAGACUGUUUGUUUGAAUGACCGCAUACAGCAAGUGCCAAUCAGCUGAGCAAUGGAGAGGACAAUACUUGUUGCUUUCUAUUAACAGCGAGCUAAAGGACACAGUAAAUGAAGCCUUAAGUGUUUUUUCAAAUGCCUGUUUCCGUCUCGGCUCAAUUUUGUCAGCUGCUCACUGGCGUGAAAAAUACAAUUGGACACGUGGUUUAAAUUUAGCUUUAAAGUGUCGAUCCAAAUGUCAGCCACUAUUGACACACAAGCCCAUUAUUUAUGUAUUUGUGGUUUAAGGCUAAAGGUUAAAAAACUGAAACAAACUCUUGGUUUGUUGUCGAUUUUUACUAUCUUCAUUUCCAAAGCCAUACGGCCGAAUAGAAGUUUGAGAUUUGAUAUGCUGCAUAUAAAUCAUAUGAGGCAAGUGUCUAAUACACUCAUGGCACCAUAAACUUGCAGCUUGUUUUAUAAAGUAUCCUUGUAAAUUCUUCUUUUUUGCUUUUCUGUGUACAUCCACUCAAAGACCGGCUCCAGUCUGCUGUAAUUAUGUACAGAAUUUUGUGUAAAUUAUUAAAAGACGCAGAGCCGAGAGAAGGCGAUGAAUUCUGGUGAAAACCUGAGAAUCUUUGACAUCCAAAAAGUUGUUUGCAGCCAAUUCUGAUGCAUUUAAAGACUUGAAAUUAUUUUUAGAGUAAGGAACAGGGGACUCAGAAGAGCAGACAACGCACACUUCAGCCUGAAGAGACAACUGCUGAAAUGUCACAACCUUUGUUGUAAUGUACGGAAAAAGACUUGUCUGAUCUAUGGGUAACUGUCAUUAUUUUCAUAACAUGAUUUCAUAAUUAAUAAAAAUGUACUUUUAAUUUAAAA
Messenger RNA from Oryzias latipes (Japanese medaka), 7435 nucleotides. RefSeq names its product DIP2 acetate--CoA ligase A. The record is from RefSeq and is a predicted model, not a curated record. NCBI's taxonomy places the organism in Eukaryota, Metazoa, Chordata, Actinopteri, Beloniformes, Adrianichthyidae. Gene Ontology annotation, cellular component: cell surface.